Molecule: messenger RNA, 411 nt
Organism: Tetrahymena thermophila SB210
Lineage: Eukaryota; Ciliophora; Oligohymenophorea; Hymenostomatida; Tetrahymenidae
Product: LITAF-like zinc ribbon domain protein
Exons: 1
Molecular function (GO): zinc ion binding
Source: RefSeq, a predicted model, not a curated record
AUGUAAGACCCAUAAUAGCAAUAAUAUCCUUACCCUCCACAAGCUCCUCUACCUGCUAUGUCAAUUAAAAAUGACAAUUAGAAUUACAUGCCUGCUGUUUAAAUGUAGCCGAUACCUAUGCAAGGUUAGCAAUUAGUUAAUAUCUAGAUUAUUAAGCUUGACUCAACUUAAAUAUGCCAAAUCACACCUCACCCUGUUUAAGUAAACUGUAAUAGCUGCUAGGAAAAGGUCACAACUGAAUUAACAUAUAAGCGUGGACAAGGUACCUUUUGUUGCUGCUUUCUUUUAACAAUUUUUGUGGGAUGUUGCUGCUGUAUUCCCCUUUUUAACAAAAAUUGCCAAGACAAAAUUCAUUCUUGCCCUAAGUGCCACAAUGUUAUUGGUGUAUGUGAGUAUAGACCAUUCAGUUGA